AUGAUCAUGUUGGUUUCAAUAUCUGCUGGCCUUCUUGUGGCUACACUAUCACCCGUCAAAGCAUGGCCGGCCGCUAAGAGAUACACAAACAGCUCGACCGCGGCUGCUCCACUUCACUUCAGCGCCGACGGUACGUUCCAGCUCAGUAUCUUCGAGGACUUGCAUACGGGGGAGAAUGCCUGGGACUCGUGGGGACCACAACAAGAUAUCAAUACCAUUAAGGUCAUCAAUAAGAUUCUCGACAAGGAAAGUCCGGAAUUGGUGGUCCUCAAUGGUGACCUUAUUACCGGCGAUAACGCGUUCCUUGAAAAUGCUACCGUCUAUAUUGAGCAGAUUGUCGGCCCAUUGUUAGAGAGAAACCUGACUUGGGCUUCCGCCUAUGGCAAUCAUGACCACCAAUACAACCUCUCCUCAGAUGCGCUCUUGGCUCAUGAACAGCGUUGGCCAAACUCGCGUACACAGAAGAUGGUGGCUGGUUCGGAACUCGAUGUCGGAACUUCGAACUACUAUCUUCCCGUUUACAGCAACAACUGCACCGUAGCAGAUGACUGCGCGCCCGAUCUAAUACUAUGGUUUUUCGACAGCCGAGGCGGUGCCCGCUAUCAGGAGCGAAACGCUGCCGGUGGCCAAAUCGGCCUCAAGAACUGGGUCGACACUAAAGUUGUGGAAUGGUUCCAACAGACAAACGCCGAACUAGUGAACAAGUAUCAGAAAACUCUCCCUUCUUUCGUCUUUGUUCACAUUCCCACCUACGCUUCUUUCGCCUUCCAACAAACCGGUGUGCACCCACACAACGAACCAGGCAUCAAUGAUGAUGUGCCUUUAGCACCACAGGCACAGGGAUGGUGCCCGGACAGCGAGACGAAUGAUGGAUCGUGCGAUUACGGCGGUCAGGAUGUACCUUUCAUGCAAGCUCUUUCAACUAUAUCUGGUAUCAUCGGUGUCUUCUCCGGACAUGACCAUGGCGACACCUGGUGUUACAAAUGGGAUACACAACUGCCUAACAUGACCGUCGCUGGCAACGGUGUCAAUCUUUGCUUCGGACAGCAUUCGGGAUAUGGCGGAUACGGGAAUUGGGAGCGCGGUGCACGACAGGUCCUUAUUUCGAAAUCUCAGCUCGGCGGUCUUGAAGCCGACACGUGGAUCCGGUUAGAAAGCGGUAACGUGGUCGGCGCCGUGACGUUGAAUGCAACCUAUGGCACAGAUUGGUAUCCGGAGACCAAUAACACAAAGACGAGCUGUCCUACUUGUAACUAUACCAUUAUCACUCCGCGCCCCGAUAACUAA
Messenger RNA from Didymosphaeria variabile, 1287 nucleotides. RefSeq lists its product as uncharacterized. The transcript has a single exon. Gene Ontology annotation, cellular component: cytoplasm. Gene Ontology annotation, molecular function: hydrolase activity, acting on ester bonds. The record is from RefSeq and is a predicted model, not a curated record. Bases 1 to 1287 code for a protein of 428 amino acids. Lineage: Eukaryota; Fungi; Ascomycota; Dothideomycetes; Pleosporales; Didymosphaeriaceae.